Messenger RNA from Leguminivora glycinivorella, 5839 nucleotides. RefSeq names its product AT-rich interactive domain-containing protein 2 (gene Bap170). Gene Ontology annotation, cellular component: SWI/SNF superfamily-type complex. Gene Ontology annotation, molecular function: DNA binding. NCBI's taxonomy places the organism in Eukaryota, Metazoa, Arthropoda, Insecta, Lepidoptera, Tortricidae. The record is from RefSeq and is a predicted model, not a curated record. Gene Ontology annotation, biological process: regulation of DNA-templated transcription.
AUGGCUCUGAAGACCGCUGGACAGUGCCCAAGACGCCUAGAAACCUCUAUUCUCUGGGAUAUGCUAGACUGGGAUCCAUGGCACCUUCGGGCUCAAGACCUAAACGAGGACAUGCUUCAUCGUCUCCUUGAAAUGAACAUUGAAGAUCUCGACACCCCCGGCGAUAGUUCUCCGUGUACCGCUAUUCUUAGACCAAAAAUGUCUAAAUCACAAAUAAAUACGAAAUCCAGCACGUAUCUUAAGGAUAAGGAGGCAUUUCUAAAGGAAUUGAAGCAAUUCAACGACAGCAAGGGCAUACCAUUUAAGACUCCUUCAGUAAAUGGCAUUGAUAUAGACUUAUAUCUGUUCUAUACACUGGUACAGCAGCGAGGCGGUAUAAGCAAGGUGCAUUUGUAUGACUUGUGGGAUUCAUUUCUGCGCCCCCUGCGAUUGCCACAUCCUUGCAUCAAUGGAUCUACAUUGCUGAGAAGAAUAUAUGGGACAUAUCUAGAGAAGUACGAGAAAGCCAAAGGCCCUCCGAGCAGAGAUGAUGAUAAUGACCUGGACGAGGACCUCAGGACCACAAGGGGAAGAGGCAGGGACCCUCCGAGGACACCAUAUGGAGGUGGCCAGUACUAUUCUGCAUCUGGCGAGCCAAUCCGCACAACGCAAACCCGCGUGGCGGGGCCUUCAGAACGCCUGGCCCUGUCUCUCCUAUCACCCAUGCCUAAUGAGCAGGACUUUGCCGUCAAUGUGUGCACUGUGCUAGCUGCGGACCAUUCUAACAGGAUGCCUUUGGGAUCCACUCCGCAUAUACUGGACUUCUUGCUGGCUCAUGCUGGUGUUUAUAAUCAUGGAAGUCUCCGAGACACAAUAGGCCGUUCCUACUUCGAGGCCCGCGGGCGCUACCCUCACGAAUUCUGGCAGCUUCGCGCCGGCGGCGGCGGCGCCAAAGAACUGGCUGGAACCAAGUUCUCGCAACUUACUGGUGACCAACCUGAACUGAUGGUUCAAGCGUUAGCAGCGCAGAAUACUUUGACGGAUUGUUUGAUGAAUGAGUGCGGGGGAGAGGAGUUGAUCAAGGAGAUAAUGGAAGAGGAACAACAUGAAGACUGGGUUACAGAGCCCUCAGAAGACGAACAGCUGUUCGCUCCCGAGCUCCCAGGCGGUGCUGCCUGCGUAUACACCCAGCGAGUCCUUCAAAUAGCAUCUAUAGUCCGCUCGCUGUCCUUCCAUGAGGAAAAUGUCCAGUUCUUAGCGAAGAAUACUACGCUGAUAAGAUUUCUGCUGUUGUGUGCGAACUGCUGGGUUGGAAGCCUUCGGCAGUCGGGGUUGGAUGCGCUUGGGAAUAUCUCUACUGAGCUUAUUAUAAAGGACCCGGCAACCUGUCUCAUCUCUCGCCACAUCCUCUCCACAAUCCAAUCGGCACUGGUCUCAAACGAUCGUGCUAGAGUGCUGGCAGCUUUGGAGUUGCUCAACAAACUAGCUCAGAAUGAGGCAAAUGAGGAUGCUUUACUCAGAUCUUUAGAGGCUAAGGUGUACCACGACGUUUGCUCUUUGCUAACCCUUCGCGACAUCAUGGUGCUAGUAUGCACGCUGGAGUGCGUUUACGCGCUGACGUCGCUCGGCGACCGCGCGGGCGAGUGCGUGGCGCGCGUGCCUGGUCUCGUCGCGACGCUCGUCUCGCUCGUCACCGUCGAGGCACAAAGUUACGGGCCCCGAGCUUGCAUCCUGAUGCGUGUGGUGGAAACGGUGAGCGGGCCGAGUGCAGUGGCCGCCGCGGAACGCGAGCAGGAGCGUCACAACCCGCCCCAGCAGCUCCAGGCGGUGCCCAUGCCUUCAACGCCGACGAAGGCAGUAGAAGUCCCGGCGCAAGCGCAAUCGCCGCAGCCCGCCGUGCCGGCCAACAGUAUACAACACUCACACAUGCAACAGAGAACAGUCCAGGAAAACGAGCACUUCGCUCAAGCGUGGCUUCGCAACACAUACGAGGCGCUACCAGUAGGUGACAACAGCACUUGUGACGCGCCAGAACUGUACCGUCAGUACCUCGCCUGCUGCGCCAAAAUGAACAGGAAGGGGCUCAUCGCGCCCGCCAACCUGUCGCGACUUGUCAGGACCGUCUUCGGUGGCACUGUGGGCCCUAACACGAUCACGCUGCCGUCGGGCGAAACACAGCAGGUCUACAUCGGUAUUCGGGCCAAGAACCCUCAGAACAGAAAUCCACCAGCAGGACCCGCAUCACCAAUAUUGAAAGCGCAGCUGACGAAUAAGACGGCGACAGUCGAAGUCAAGCCUGCCGUAUCGCAACCACAGGCCGCAUCCCAACCGCAGCACCCGCACCUAUCCCACGCGUUAGAAGCGAACGCGACCAACACAACUCUAAUAAAGCACCUGCUCGCCAAUAAAGUAAGCCCCGCCCUACAAACGCAGCAAGUAGCGCAAAGGCAAAACCAGCAGAGAAGUGGCGCUACUGUCGUGGUGCAGGCUAACCAAUCGGCAAUGGACGUAGAUCCUGAGGCGCUGAUAAAAUGUACGACAAUUACUCCAGGAGGAAUCGCCAGUAGCACACCUAACAUUCAAGGGGAUAAGGUGCUGAUUAAAACUGAAGACAAUACAGCUAUUAAAGAUGAACCGAUACAAAUACAGAUUGAUGACCAGGCCCAACUGACUUUAAAGUCAGCGCAAAACAAAAUGCUAGCGGACCUCCUCGAAAAGAAAUCCAACCCGCCCGUCCAAGUCGUCCAAAUGGGUCCCCACAUGAACGCUCCCACCAUCCAGAUCACAGAAACCGGACAAAUAGUGCAAGUCAAACAGGACCCAGUCAUACAGUACAACGACAAUCUAGUCCAAGGAGGCCAGUACUUCCAAAUUAAGAACGAACAAGGCCAACUAAUUCAAAUAAAGAAUGAACAGGGACAAAUUAUACAGCUGAAGACGGAUCAGCUCCAGAAUCCGAUGAUACAGUUUAAAAAUGACCAGGGACAGGUUAUACAGGGGAGUCAGAUCGUGCAGAGUGUUAUACAGGGGCAGGUGAAGGAGGAAGAAUAUGAACCGGGAAAUAAGAGGUCGAAGGUGGAAACUAAGACGGAGACUCCGCCCCAAGAGAGUGUAUCAAAAACUGCCGCCAAUCUAUACGCCGCGUUGGCUGCCUCCGCUCUUGAAGACGAAGAUGAUUUGCACCGACCCCGAGGAUUAAUUUUAGCAGGAACCCUGCGCCCUAAGGUGCCGGUAAAGCAAGAAUCGGUGGACAUCCAACCCCAAGUCAUGGUCAGCGGCACUGAGCCAACUGGCUCUGUUAUCAUACAGGAACCAAUUUUACAGGUACAACAGCCAACAUUGCAAGUGCAGCAGCCAACGUUACAGGUACAGCAACCAACGCUACAGAUGCAGGGCGGUACGAUACAGAUGCAGCAACCUUUGCAAGUUCAGCAACCGAUGCUGCAAGUGCAGCCAAUGGAUGUACAGAAUAUUCUCACUUCGCAAUCCGGACAGCUAAUUUUGCAAGAGAAAAUAACUUCACCACCUCCGCAGUUCGUUCAACAACCGAUGCAAAUCAUCGCUACUCCAGGGACGUCGCAAGGUCUUAGUUAUAUCACUCAAAAUAUGCCCGGAAAUAUGAUGCAAAAGACUAUUAUUAUAGUACAAGGGCCAACAGGCGGGGGUCCACUUACUUUAACGGUGAACAACCCUGGUGGUCUGGACGAGCAGACGCUAAACAGCCUUAUUGCCCAGGCAACAGAGGCGAUAACCCAACAGCAAAUCAUUCAGAACUCAGGCGUGAUACAAUCCGCCCAGAGGGUGAUAGUGAGUCAGCCGACGUUAGUGAGCACAGCACAGCCUAUCACGGUGGUUAAGACUGCUAUCACGCAGAACGCCCCGCAACUGACAGCGAGCCAGCAACCAAUAAUAACUACGCAACCUCAACCGCAUAAGGCGCAAAUAGUGAACCAACCACUAAUGGUUACCCAGAAGCAACCACCAGCUUUGAUAAGCACGUCGACGAGCAACCAAAUGGUUACCGGUAGCCCUACGAUUAUUCCGGGCAACCAGCAGAUAAUAGUGUCGAGUAACCAGCAGAUUAUUAUGAACGCACCGAUCAAGCAAGGGCAUAGGGUUGUGCAGCAACCGCAAAGGACGCAGGUCGCCAGUGUUACCGUCAACCAGAUGCAGGAGGAUAAAAGUAGUGUGAUUAAGAGUUCUGUUACGAAGCCAGCCACUCAACCACAAGUGCGUCAAGUGAUAACCCGGCAACCAGUGAUGGUCGGCAACACCAAGAUCGGAGAUCGGGAGGUGGUCGUCAACCAACCUGUCACGCCCGAGCCCGUUGCUCCGACAACGCCAAAACCAGCCGCCACGCCGCCACCCACGCCAGUACAAAACCCGCAAGACGACACGCCGUGGAUCUGCCACUGGCGUUAUUGGGAUGUCAGCCCGUUGCAAACGCCAAAACCAGUAUAUGUUUUACACAUAACAAUACUAUCAACGUUCGCGAACGCAUCAGAAGUGUUCGCGCACGCAGCACACACUCACGCUCACGCCGCCGGCGGAGCGAGCGGCGAAACACCUUGUCUCUGGCUCGACUGUGACCGCGUACCGCGUCGGACUUUCGCAUUGCUCAACCAUCUUACAGACAAGCACUGCUCGCCGCAGGCCUUGAAAGCGUUGUUCAACUCGCGCCGUCACGCGGCUGCCGAGUCCGAAGCGAGCAAGCCGGUGGUGCUGGGGUACCCGCCGAACGCGGCGCUGGCGGCCCUGAACAAGCAUGCGGCCGACAUGUUCAACCCUAGGGAGCUUAUGCACCGAGCGGUCAGUCGCACGCCGGAGCAACUGGACGAGAACGAAGGUCCGGUCACCAAGAGUAUUCGGUUGACUGCCGCUCUGAUACUAAGGAAUAUCGUCAUUUACUCCAACACGGGGCGACGCCAACUCAGAUCCUACGAAGCUCACUUAGCAACGAUAGCGCUGAGUAGCGUCGAAGCUUCCCGGACCAUUGCACAAGUACUAUACGAUAUGAACAACAUCUGAGAAUCGUAGCCGGGCUCCGGCCCUCAUUCAUUAUGCUACUAACUAGUAGUUCCUAAAUAGAUCUGUGUAGUACCAUGCCUUAACAGUCACCAAAUGCGUUCAUAAGAAGAACUUAGCGACGACGCUUAGUAGGGUCAAAGCUUUGCGCAAGUUGACAUGAACAACAUCUGAAUCGUAGCCGAGCCUCGGCCCUUUAGUAAUCUCAUUAAGUAGUUUGCUAUCCUUACUGCCAAGUUCUGCCGUCAGAGGCAGCACUAGUACAAAUUGUAAGGCUUCAGUGUCACGCGGACCAAUCGCGCGGAGCGAUCCGCACGACCAAUUUGUAUGAAGUUUAUGUUGUCGUCCGCGCGGACCCGUCCGCUUAACUCUAAGACGCUCCCUGAACUUAAUACGUAUUAUGUACGGUGCCGAUCGCUCCGCGCGGCCAGUCCGCGUGACCUAAAACCAACCCAAAAGGGUCACAUAUUGUUAUGCCUUAUUGACGCUUCAUUUAUGAUUUUUUUUACAGUUUGUAUCUACUAGUGGCGUAAUAAUUCCUAUUGUUGGACAAAAGUAAGACGUCAACUUAUUAUAUGUACUUGUGCAAUGACAUCAACGUUUGACAAUUAUUGACAUUAAUUAUUUAGACGUCAACUUUAAUUUUGGUAAAGCAGUUUGUUAGAACUUCUAUGAAAAUAUAUGAAGUAAUUUUAUAAAUGUAUACAAAUGUAGAAUGUAAUCCCGUUUUCGUUUAGUUUUCAGAAAUCUAUAUACAUAUUAUAUUCAUAAUAUAAUCUAGAAUCUACUUUACAUAAAUUUGCAGAGUAGGUAGGUAGUGCUAUCUGCAAAAUCA